AUGCUUUUUGCAUCACAAAAAGGUGCUGCUGAGGCCAUGGAGGUCGCUAAGCCGGCAAUGAGUCACACGUUUACCGAUCUUCUUCACUGGUUCUCCAAAAUCAUUGGAGAAUCUGAGCCAGUUCUGUAUUGCGCGUUCAUGAUGGUGGAAUUCCAGAUUGCAGAUAAACAGAGAUUCGACAAUUUGAGACAGUCAAUGGUCGAUGGAAAAGUAUUCCCAGUGAAGAGUCGUGUAAUAGAUCAAGUCGGAAGACUCUCGUACGAGACAGUAUACAUUUCGCCUGCCGAAGAAGUGUCCGAAGCUAGUGAGUUGAGAUAG
This is a messenger RNA of Ostertagia ostertagi, 318 nucleotides long. The record is from the annotation of a GenBank genome assembly. Lineage: Eukaryota; Metazoa; Nematoda; Chromadorea; Rhabditida; Trichostrongylidae.